Molecule: messenger RNA, 453 nt
Organism: Amyelois transitella
Lineage: Eukaryota; Metazoa; Arthropoda; Insecta; Lepidoptera; Pyralidae
Exons: 3
Coding region: 1-453 (150 amino acids)
Source: RefSeq, a predicted model, not a curated record
AUGAAGCCAUAUCGUCGGGCUAAUAAAUUAUUUAUGAUGCAACUGCGCUCGACGUCAGGACUUGCGAGGCUGAAGGUUCUGGUGCGGGAGUUCGCCACCGACGUGCACGCCCUCUGGCGGUACGGCGCGCCGUUUCCCACCUUCCUCAAACUGAUCGGCACGUUAAUUCUAUGUCUGCUCGCUGUGAUGCCUCUCAUCUACCCCAUUUUUGUGGUGCUCGUCACCUACUUCACAUUCGAAGGACUUUAUCUUAGCUGGAGAUUAGACCAACCCAAACUGUUUUACCCGUCGAAUAUACUGAGACGUGCUCUAUCCAAAGUAUUCCGGCCAAACCAUGUGCAGGACGUGUGGAAAGUCCGCGAGGUCCUCACCAGGGGCGUCCUCCUUGCCCAUUCCCUGGCCACAUCAGUUGACUACCUCUGUGUCAUGCAAGGCCUUUUGGACGAAACUUAA